Molecule: messenger RNA, 1289 nt
Organism: Myzus persicae (green peach aphid)
Lineage: Eukaryota; Metazoa; Arthropoda; Insecta; Hemiptera; Aphididae
Product: zinc finger MYM-type protein 1-like
Exons: 5
Coding region: 21-1289 (422 amino acids)
Molecular function (GO): protein dimerization activity
Source: RefSeq, a predicted model, not a curated record
CGUACGACGGGGCUGCAGUUAUGUCAGGCAAUAAAAAUGGGGUUCAAUCGAAGGUACGCUCCAAAAACCCAGAAGCUAUCUAUAUUCAUUGUAUGGCCCAUAAACUAAAUCUUGUAGUUGUCGACACAUGCAAAAAUAUUAAGGACGCAAGAAACAUGUUUAAUGGUAUUGAAGCAGUUUUUGUGCAUUUUUCAAACCCCUCAAAAAAUGCUAAACUUAUUGAAGUUCAGGAAAAUUUAAAAAUUAAAAAGUCAACAUUGAUGCGUGUGUGUGACACGCGUUGGAUUUGUCGAUUUAAAAAUUGUGAGUCGAUAAUUAAUAACUUUGAAUGCAUAAUUCAAAUAUUACAAGAAGAGAUAGUUAGUGACAGUGAUAAGAAUGUUACUCAAGCAAUAGGUAUUUUAGCUAUUCUACAGAAGGGUUCAUUUGUUAUUUAUUUAUUUAUUUUGUAUGAAACUUUACUGUUGAUAAAUAUUUUAAGUAAUCAAUUACAACAAAAAACUGCAACACUUGGUAAUACUGGUGUAACUGUUAAUGGAGUGAUAGAAUCGUUUAAAAAAAAACGAAAUGCCGCAGAAUUCUCUAAGCUUUGGCAGAAUAUUGUCAACUUUGCUAACAAAAAUAAAAUUUCAUUAGAAACACCAUCUCUAUGCAAAGAAUCAAAAAGAAAAAGAACACAACCAAAUUCUUUAAAAAGUUUCAACUUAACUACAACAACUAGUGCAGCUAGUUUAAUUAAUGACACUGAUACAAUUUUAUCUCCAGAGGAAUAUUGGUGUAUUCAUGCUUAUUAUCAAGUAAUUGACAGUGUUAUAAUUAACAUGGAAGACAGAUUUUCAGAACAAAGUCUGAAAUUGGCUACUUCGAUUGAUAAUUUACUCAAAUUAAAUUAUGAAAAGAGCAAAUAUUUUGUUGAUCAUUAUGAAAGAUUGACAUGUGUAAAUAGAAAGAUAUUAGAAGCAGAGAUGACAGUAGCAAAAAAUAGCUUUCUACAAAAUAAAGAAACAUUUGAAUUAGCUGACAUUAUUAAUACUGUAAACCAAUCAGUGUAUCCAAAUCUAUAUAAACAUUUACAACUUGCUAUAACAAUCCCAGUUAGUUCGUCUACAUGCGAGCGAUCUUUUAGUACAAUGAGAAGAGUCAAGACUUGGCUCAGAACCACCAUGGCUGAAGAUCGUUUUAGUUCUUUAGCUAUGUUAAAUAUUGAAAGAGAUUUAUCAAACAAAAUUGAUACUGAAGUAAUUGUUAAUAAAUUUGCGGAACAAGACCGAAGGAUUGUGCUAAAAUAA